This is a messenger RNA of Populus nigra (black poplar), 707 nucleotides long. RefSeq lists its product as uncharacterized. The transcript has 3 exons. Bases 90 to 707 code for a protein of 205 amino acids. Lineage: Eukaryota; Viridiplantae; Streptophyta; Magnoliopsida; Malpighiales; Salicaceae. The record is from RefSeq and is a predicted model, not a curated record.
CUCCAUCACAUAGUGGAUCUGACGCAAGAAAUCGAGGAGUGUUUGUCAAAGGAGUGGCCCGAUUUGUUGUAAGUGAUUAUUUUCAAGUGAUGCCAGCAUCAACUUCAGCAAGCAUUUCUCUUCUUACAAAGCUUGGAGUCGUGGAUACAAGUAACAUCGAGGAGAGGAUUUUUGACAUUGGAUUUACAGAGGUCUUGCAACUGCUGGAGUGCUCAUUGGUAUCAAGGACACCUCUGACCGAAGUUUUGCUUGCUCGUAAGGAAGUUCCCGAGUUAAGAAAUGAAGAUUUCCUUCAAAGAAUCUCUCUUAUGCGUGAAAAACUAGAGCAUCAAUCAGAAAGAAAUGGUGAGACGUCUGUUAGGCUUGUGGUUUGCAAAUCCAAGAAAGUGGUAUGUUACGCAGAAGCGUCAAAAGAUUUUGUUGAUUUACUUUUUAGUUUUCUCACCAUUCCACUUGGGUAUUUGAUGAAUGAAACGCAUGGUGGACAGUCAAAAGGAUCCAUCCACCACCUAUAUGACAGUGUCAUUGAUCUCGAUGCUAGGAAAUACCUAAAGUCAAAUGACAUUAAAGAGAUUCUUCUAAAUCCUAAGAUUGCACCUGGUUCUGGCUAUAAGAACCAGCCACUAGGUGUUAGGGAAGCUGUUGAUAACCAGCAGUACUACUAUGAUCGGGCAAAUGUCCUGGCGGUUCUACACUCCCACUUUUAA